This is a messenger RNA of Mollisia scopiformis, 2009 nucleotides long. RefSeq lists its product as uncharacterized. The coding region runs from base 43 to 1839 and encodes 598 amino acids. The transcript has 3 exons. The record is from RefSeq and is a predicted model, not a curated record. Gene Ontology annotation, biological process: tRNA processing. Gene Ontology annotation, molecular function: ATP binding; ligase activity, forming carbon-nitrogen bonds. Lineage: Eukaryota; Fungi; Ascomycota; Leotiomycetes; Helotiales; Mollisiaceae.
ACGACAUCACAUCAACCUUUCAAAAAUAUUAAUGAGAAUGGCAUGGGUUCUAUCUCUGAAGCUCUCAAUUCAUCAGCCCGACGUAUCACGAUAGUAGAAUUUGCGAAAUCUCUGAGUAGAGUGUUAGGAUUUGGUAAAUCUAGCUAUAAUGCCUGGCAAAGGUCUAAUCCUAUUGGCUUGGCCAUCAGUGGAGGCGUUGACUCCAUGGCUCUUGCUGCUCUCUGUUCCAAUGUCCAGAAUGCGAGUCACUUAAAGCAAGAGAUACCAGCAGAUGAACAUCAGCACUUGAGGAGCUUAAGCUUUAAAGCUUUCAUCGUCGAUCACCAAGUCAGACGUGGUAGCUUUGAAGAAGCAAAAGCUGUGUCAAACGUCCUUCAAGGAAUAGGUAUCAAGGCCGAAAUCCUCAAGAUAGAAUGGCCUCCUGAACAUUCUGCCAACACCUCCAAUUUUGAGUCGCUUGCGAGGAAGUAUCGUUUUCGUUUACUAGGUAACGCAUGUAAGGAGAAUGGAAUCAAAUCUCUCCUUCUUGCUCAUCAUGAAGAUGACCAAGUUGAGACAAUCCUGAUGAGAUUGAUCGCGGGUCACCGAAGAACGGGUCUCCUAGGAAUCAAAGAGGAGGGGGGUAUCCCAGAGUGCUAUGGCAUGCAUGGCAUCUAUGAGAGUGGUGAUCUCAAGAGUCCAGCUUUCGGAAAACCUGCGUCUUCUCGAACUCUGUCUAAAAGACAACUACAAAUUGAGAGCGGCGGAAUCAAAAUCUACAGGCCAAUGCUCGGUUUCAGCAAAGCUCGACUCAUUGCUACAUGCCAAGACGAAGGGAUUCGAUGGUUUGAAGACCACACGAACACAGAUCCUACACUUACGAAGAGGAAUGCUAUAAGGCACAUGUACAACACUCAUGUCGUGCCUACCGCUCUCUCCAAACCCGCUCUGCUUGGUCUGUCUCGAAGAAUACAACAUUCCAUUUUGCAGGAAGAUGCUGUCGUUGAAUCGUUGCUCGCUAAGUGCAACAUCAAGGACUUCAACACUCGAGUAGGUACAGUUACCGUCCGGUUCCCUGCUGGAAACGAAAUUCUUGUGGCAUCGGAGGGCUCAGGAGUCGAUUGUGGUCGAAUUGCAGCGCAACUCCUUCGUCGCGUCCUAUUCUUGGUCACACCUCUGGAACACAUCGAGAUAUCUUCAUUACCCGGAGCUGUUGAGCAGAUCUUUCCGGGCCUUUCAGAAUCUGAAGAACGUCUCCUCCUUGCCAAACCGCUUACUGUCGCAAGCGUCUACCUUCAACCACUCAAUGUAAGAGCUUCAGAACAGGAACAGGAACAUCCACCGAUGCAAGCAUCUGAAAUUGCACAACAAGGCCAGACACAGUGGCUUCUCUCUCGACAAUUACCAUACAGCUUCUCUUAUGACAGUCUUACCAUAACCAUCCCACCUCCCCGAUCAAUCGAGGACGUCUCCUGGACACCCUGGACUCUCUAUGACGGCCGCUACUGGAUCCGAAUCCAGAACCUACAUCCCGACAAGAUCAUCACCGUACGACUUUUCGAGGAACUAGACUUAAAGCUUUUCCGACAGUCACUAGACAAGCACAUUCGACGAAAAUUGAAUCUUGCGUUGAAGAAUGAAGCGGGUGGGCAUAUUAGGUGGACUUUACCUGCGAUUGUGUCUCGGUUUCGGGGAACGAGGGAUGAACAUGUGCUGGCGUUGCCGACGUUGGGCUUUCAGGUACAUAGUGCAAAGAGUGUUGUUGAUUGGGAAGUGAGGUAUAAGAAGGUUGAUCUGGGUGGAGUGUUGAUGGAUCCUCCAGUAGAAUGUCCUGCAGAUGGAAGACAUCCAAUGAUUUGAUAUUCAGAGUUUGUUGCAAGAUGUCUUAGAUUAUCUUCUGCAAAGGGCCACUACCAGUAGUAAGAGGGCAAUAUAAUGAAGCUCCUAUGCCAUUAUGAAAAGGGAGAAGCUCAAGGCGUAUAAGUAAAGGGCGAUGAGUCAUAGAAGGUCAGUUCCGUAUUUUAGUAUCU